Molecule: messenger RNA, 6440 nt
Organism: Manis javanica (Malayan pangolin)
Lineage: Eukaryota; Metazoa; Chordata; Mammalia; Pholidota; Manidae
Gene: CIMIP6
Product: ciliary microtubule inner protein 6
Source: RefSeq, a predicted model, not a curated record
CUGCACACUAUUUAAUGGUUCAUGGGAAAGCAAGUUUCUCUCCUGCUCGCCUGCACUUUUGCAGCCAGCUUCGGCAGACGUGGGCUAUGCCGGCAGCGUCCUGACAGAUCUGGUGGGCGCGAGCUGAGGGGACGCCAGCAGCGCGGCCCCCAGAACCACCAGUGCCGCGGGAGAGGCUCCGGGAACCGCCCUUUGCUGAUCCCUAAGGACCGCGUGGGCCCUGACAGGAACUCCACCCGGCCGGAUAGGGGAAGGCCAAGUUUAAACGCAGGGUGUCCAGCCUAGGGCGGGCCUGAAAGAAGCGGAGAAAACCUGCUAGCCGGCCCCACCCGCAGCGCUGACAGAGUAGCCGGCAGCGAGCCGGCUCGGGUUAAUACGCCUGCGCACCCCGGGUCCCGCCCCCACGCCGCCUGCGCGGGCCGCGCGUCCGGGGCCGCCGUCGCUUAGCAACUGCCGAGUCACAGUCGCGGGUCUCCGCGCGCUCUCCUUUCCCGGCUCAGUCCCUGAUCUUCCCGUGAGGCUCCCCGCGGUCUCGCGUCAGGCCCUAGGAGCCCAUGGAGGGAACGGAGGAUAAGCAGCAACAGCAUGUUCAUAUAAUGCAUGUAACUGAAAAAAAAGAAGAAAUCAAACAUGAAAAAAAUCCUGGAAAAAGUAUACAACAUUCAGUUCGGAGAGGACGUGUGUAUUAUGCUAAAUUCAUUAACACAAAUGCAAGAACAUUCAAUGAACCAGUUCCCUACAUAGAUCCCAAAAAAGGGCCGGAAGAGCAGGGUGACUGGUGGUCACAUGGUAAAGACCUGGAGCAUCCCUUCCAACCACCUUAUGACACUAAAAGCACCCAGAGGAGUGACUUUAAAAAAUCAACAUGUCCAUUGGUUUUACCAAUCAAACACAGCAAGUGGCAAAAGCCUUCUUGUGGAAUAGUUCCACUUGCCUCUCCUGAUGCAUCAGCAGAACUUCAGAAGAAUUUUAUAGAAUGCAUCUCUUUUAUACAUAAAUAUGAUGCAAGGAAAACUCCCAAUGAGCCCAUCCUAGGAAAGCGACAUGGAGCAUUUGUGCACACAGAGAUAAAACCAGGGAGUAGGCCAACAAUUCCUAAGGGAACAGAGGUAUUACUGAAUGCUCCAGGGUCAUGCUCAUCAGAACAGCCAAAAAAAACAGAGAAAGGAAAUUCAGAGGAAAGCAAAAUGAUCUCACCCUGUUUCUGCCCACAAAAUUCCCAAGAGCUGUUAGAGACUAAAGCUCACUUAUCAGAAACAGACGUCAGAGAGGCAGCCACGGCAUGCCCCAGAAGUCCUGACAGGGGUGAAGAUUACAGAUGUCUUUCAAACAACUGCAGUAAAUCCACCAAUAAAAAGUCAGGAUAAAUCAGGAUAAAUUACCUUCUUCAGAUAAAAACAUAACUCUUGAAAUGUAGAGAAAUUUCAGAAUCAUGAUACAGGCCUUUGCAUUUGCUUUUUAUCUUAUCAAUAACCCCAAAAAUUUCAACUUACAUAAAUGGGGUAAUGAAAAAAAGGCAAUUAAAAUACACCAGAGUUUUAAGAGUAGUCUCUAGUGAAUGAUAGAUUAUAAGACUAUUUCUAUGUUAUCUUAUAGUACAAUAUUUAUAAACAAAACAACUCUGUUUUGCACAAAAUGAACAUAAUUAACAAAUAUUAUAAAACUUUUAGAGGAGAGGCCCUGUUAGUCAUCACUCAUGGCUCUGGAAUCAAACCAGGACUAGAAUUUCGGCUCCAUCACAUAUGAGCUGUGCAAACUUGGGUAAAUUACUUAAGCUCUCUCAACUUCAGUUUCUGCAUUUGUACAAUUAGGAUAAUAAUACCAAAUUCAUAGCUUUACUAAGCAUGAGAUCAGUAAGUGAAAAAUGUAAUCACAUUACUACUAUUACUACAAUUUGAAUUUCAAUUUAAGGAUAAUGUUCUCCUACAAAUAUAAAUUUUCCUGCUUAUUCUAAAAUUUUGAACUCCUCUAUAUAAAUGAAGAGUGUGUUUCUCAUGGUAUAAGACACACACACACAUGCACAACCUUAAUUAAAAGACAUAUGGGUAUCUAGAAUAUCCAAAUAUUUCCUAAAUUAUUUCUUGAUUUACUUAGAUAAUUUCUAGCAUUAACCCAGCCUUAACUUUUUGGAUGAGUUUGAUACGGUUAAUUCCACUAGCCAUUCUAUUUCAUACAUUUAGGGUACUAAAAUGUAUCUGUUAGAAGCUAUGUUAUGAUGCACACAAGUGGAAGUUGGUGGAGUAUCCCUCUACUGCCAAAAGAGUAUUCAUGUGCCCCACAAAUAUACCCAUGGGAAUAUAUCGGUUACUCACUAUUAUCUUCAAUAUUGAUAAGAUUACAAGUAUAUAUUUUUCCCUUUCUCCUACAUUAAAGAAAUUUUAAAAGACUUUGAACAAAUAAAUGCCAUUACUAUAUAUUUCUGUACUGAGGACUUCCAGUUCUUACAACAUAGCAAAUUAAGGCUAAUAAUGAACCUCUUUCAUUACAAACACCUUGAAAUAUUGAAUAAAAUGAAAUGAACUAACAAAUAUACAGCCAAGGAAACCCUCUUGUUCCAAAAUAGAGAAUUUGCUUUUUUUUGUGAAUCAAUAUACAUCUUGAGAAAAUCUAUCCUUGUCAACAUGUAGACUACCUCAUUAUUUUAAUAGCUUCAUAGUCUGCCAUAGUAUAGAUAUACUUACAAUUGGAACAAUAAAAACGCAAGCUAUGGUGUGUGUGGGGGUGGGAGAAGGACUGUUCGCAGAUUUGGAGAGAGGUCUUAAAGGCUAGGGACUUGAAUUUUAAUCCACAUUGGAACAAAGAUUAAACCUUAUGGCUUCCAAAGUAAAGAACUGGAAUUGAAACCUGCAUAAAGCUAGAUCCCUUAAAUAGCAGACCUAUCAGAGUAGAAAAACUACUCACAUAACCAAGCAGGCAGCAAGAAAAUCUUACCUCUGCCUAGAGCUAUAGACAGUGAACAGAAUAUUUGUGAGAAAGUAAAACUUUCCUUGUGCCACAUUCCAGUUUGGAAACUAUAUUUACAUGCAGCACAUCUCAUGGGACAUAAAAUUAACAUAAAAAUUAAUCCUGCUGGUAAUACUACUGUGAUGCCUGACAAAAGCAGAUGCAAAAACCCCCUGGAGAGAUAUUUCCAGAAUCCACAGAAAAAAACAGUCGCUGCUAAAGAUAAGGUCACAAACAAAAAAAUAUAAAUCACACAAAGAAGAAAACCAAACUGUGUAAGAGUCUACAGUCAACAACGAGAAUGAUUAAAGCCUCAAAAACUGGAGGUAGUAGAAUGAAAACACUUUCAGUUUGAAGACUCUUACCUUUCUUCCAUUCUGGAAAAUUUUACUCUGUAGCCUUUUCUGUGAUUUCCAUCCCCUCCAUUCUCUCUCUUCUCUCCUCCUGUAACAGCUACUAGCUGAAUGAUAGAGGAGUUGCUUUGAACUUCCAUGUCUCUUAAGUUUUCUCUCAUUAUCCUUUUCAUGGUACUUUUCCACUAAGUAAUGCAAGAAUCCCUUGAUACUAACUUUUGACUUACUUGAUUUUCAGCCAUGUCCAUUGUUAUACCAGGCUAUCUAUCGAAAUUUUUAAAAUUUAGUAUUAUAUUUUUAAUUUCCAAGAUCUAUAUAUACUUCCUUGAUACAUGACUCUUCCCAUAUUAUGAAUAUGAUAGCCUCUCAUAUCCCUCUUAGAAUUUUGUUAUUAUGCUUAAAGUCUUUUGUUUGCUCCCUUAAUUGGUCAUUUUUGUUUGUUGAGUAUGAUGCCUCACUUUCUUGGUACUAGAGUUCUCUCAAAAGUUUGGUGAUCCUUGGUUGUAUGCCCAUCUUUGAUUAUGUCAUUUCCAGGUCCCUAUCAGUAUAAGCUGUUUUUGUCUACUAUAGCCUGACUUUGGGAUAGGGUUAGGGUAUGUAGUCAGACAGGAUCUGAGUAUGAUUUGUUUGAUGGGUUCUUUAAUCUUCCUGGAGGUCAGUAGCUACUUAGGCACUGGCCUGGUUUUCCAGCCCCAGUGUAUAUUCAAUUCAUACCACUUCUGGCCAUUGCUCAGCACAUGCAGACCAGGGAGGGGAUGACUGAUUUGCUGCUCCCCAUGCAGUUCACUAAUUUUUCAAAUUGAUAAAUACCCCUUCCAUUUCUUAAUAUUCAUUGGCUCUAAGCUUGUAGUUCUCUCAGACCUACCUCUACACCAGUCAUCACUAUACGUGUUGGGCUUUUGUUUCAUUAAGUUCUGAUCCUCCAAACAUUUGUUCUCUGGUAAUAUUUUUCAGCAUUUUUAAAAGAUGUAUUUCUUCUGAGAGUAAGUUUCCUUGUUUUCUAAUGCUAUUAAACUGUACUUUAUUAUUUAUAUCUACUUACAUAUAUUUUUAUGAGAUUUAAUGGGCAGUAAAUGGUAGAAGUGUAAGAUCAGUCUGUCAUCUUGAGUUGUCUCUAAUUUUCUCUUAUUAUUCACAAAUUCAGUACUUUAACCACUGUACAUCACAAAUUCUCUGCAAUGAUCUCACAAUUGACUGAAGACAUCACUGAGCACAGUCCUUCUGUCUUAGAGAAUAUGUUUUAGUGAGAGAGGAAGAGUCUGGGGCAAAAUAGCCUACUUAGUGGAUGACUACCACAGGAUAGUUGGUGGUUCACAUAAUUUUCAAAUAUGAGGACACAUUUUCUGCAUUAAAAAAAGUUAAUCAUUCCUCACAAAAUAAUAAUUGAACUUUUAGUAUCUAUAGUUUGAGAAAACACAUAAUAACAAAAUGCAAUGAUGAUUUCCAAGUUUACUUCUCUGUUUUUUAACUGCUAAGGGUGUCCCUCUCCACAAUGAAUUCCAUCAUCUAUUAAAAUUAGAACUGCCUGUCAGUACAAAUAGUGCUCUUAAAUUAUACAAGAAUAUUUGAAUGUUUCCAAGUUGCUCCCUUACUAAGUAUUUUCAUAGAUUAAUAGCUUUUAUCAGAAUCCAGGAUUUUUUUUCAAUUUACUAAACCAAACCAAACCAAAAAAUGAUCUCUCAUAUAUUUUAAUAUUUUUAAAAUUUCUAAUGGAUGCUAAUGGUUUUCAACCCUUAACAUUGCUAUUAAUAAUACCAUAAAUUUGUAUAAUGUGUUUUAAGCUUUGAAGCAUUUUCAAAUCAAUAAUCUCAUUUGAUUCUUACAAUUAUCCUCUAACCCAGGGCAAAUAACACAGGCAUACCUUGCAGAUAGUGAAGGUUUGGUUCCAGACCACUACAAGAUAGCAAAUAUUACAAUAAAGCAAGUAAAAUGAAAUUUUUGGUUUCCCAGUGGAUAUAACACUUAUGUUUACACUACACUGUAGUGUAAUAGCAAAUAGCACUGCCUAAAAAUACAAUGUAUACACCUUAAUUAAAAAAAUACUUUACUGCUACAAAUGCUAACCAUAAUCUAAGCUUUCAAUAAAUCAUAAUCACUGACCACAGAUCACUGUAACAAAUUUGAUAAUGAAAAAGUUUGAAAUAUUGCAAGAAUUAUGAAAAUGUAACACACAGAUACAAAGUGAGCAAGUGCUGUUAGAAAAAUGGCACCAAUAGACUUGCUCAACACAGAGUUACCACAAACCUUCAAUUUGUAAAAAAACACACUUUCUGCAAAGUGCAAUAAAGUGAAGCACAAUAAAAUAAGGCAUGCCUGUAUGUCAAUUUUACAGCAAAUAAGGUCUGAGAACUCAAGUAAUUUCUCCAAGUUUGCAGUUGGCAAGCAACAAAGCCAAGUCUAGAGUUUCUCAAUGCUCUGUCCCAAAAAGCAACCCACAAUGCAAUGCUGACCCAUUACAAGUGAAAAAACAAGGAUAGAGUAAAAAGGAUGAAAGCAAAUAAUUUUUAACACUUUAAUUGAGAGAGCAGUCAUUUUACUUGGGAUUUAAAAUUCUCUUUGUUAGCCUUCUUAUCACUAUGAUGAACUAAGUUAAUGUGGGAAGUACCCAUCAUUCCUAACACAGAUAAAUGCUCUACAAAAUAUACUGAAAACAAUUUAAAUAUACAACUAAACAUAAACAAGGAAUUAAAAUCCUCAGGUGUCAGAAAUGAAGAGAACACUAAGAAGUGAUGAGCAAGAGGUACAGCUAAAUAGGUGACUGGAAAAGUGGAAUCAGAAGUUGAACUUAGAAACUGUUUUUUAUUAACUGAGCUGAAAUAGGAGUUAAGGCCCCAUAUGCACUACAACUGGAACUGAGUAUAGAGCCAGGAUCCUAGAAUAGCUUUAAUGCUGUGAAAAGGAUUCUAGAAUACCUCCUCCUAUUAGCCUGAGAAUUAGGGAAGGAAGCAACUGAUUACCACCCAGAUGACACAAUUCCAAACUGAGCUGUGCACAGGAGUGGGGGCCAAAUGUGCAUUCAUGAAUAGUGCAGGAAACCCAAAUCCAGGGAGCAACAGAAAAACUGGUUUGAACCAGAGAAACCUAAUGGACCCUGGAGAAAUAAAAAAAAAACUACCCCAUAGUAAAGCUUUACAAUCCUGGAUA